ACAUCAAACACAGAAUGAUAAUUGCAAUUUGUGGGAAAACAAGAAAAUGAUGAACAGACCCAAAGUCUCAAUAAAGGGUGGCAAAUAGAAUUGGAGAUACGUACAAUCGUACUCUUCUUUUCUCUUCUCAGCGUUUCCGAUCUUGGCAUAUAAUCAGAGUACAUCAACCGAAUCAGAUAUUGGAAGAAAGUUCUUCUUACAUGCAUUAGAUUUCUCUUUGUUAUAAACAAGAAAGAAAGAAGAAGAUGUUUCCGACCAAUUUUACAUAUGUUCAGCCUAAUUCUGCUGCUUCUGAAGGAUCCUCAGAUUUGGAUCAUAGGGAUGAGAUGGACACAGAGUCUCAUACAUAUGACGGAGUUCGAAAAGUCACAGGUAAAUCAAUCUAUAUAGCUGAAGUACGUGACAAUGAUGAAACCAAGGGCGAGCAAUUAAUACAUCUUGGUAAAUUUGACAAAGACGUAAAUGCAGCAAGAGCUCAUGAUAUGGUGGCUCUGAAACUUGGGGGAUCCGGUGUAAAAACAAACUUUCCAGAAACUCAAUACAAGUCAGCACUGGAGGCUAUGACUGAUAUGUCAAAAACCGAAGUUGUGGAUUCUGUCAGAAUGUUGAGUUUCACUUUUACCAGGGCCAUCUCCAUUUAUCGUGGAGUCUCCAGAGAUUUCUCUACUGGGAAAUGGCAAGCUGAUCUUGAUGAAGGCAACGACAAUCGCAUCUUCCUUGGAUUAUUCGAAUCAGAAGAGGAAGCAGCUAGGGCUUAUGAUAUUGAGAGCAUAAAGUUGAAAGGGCUCAAAGCCAUUACUAAUUUCAGUAUCAGGUUUUAUAACGUUGAUGCCAUUUUGCUUGGAGAGACUGAUCCUGAAAAAGUGAUGUAUCAGCCACAAUUCACUGUCCCUUUGGAAGCAAUGCAGGCUUUUGAUGAAGUGCUUUAUAACAUCACUGGCCAAGGGAAUGUGAACAGGGAGGGAGUGCAAGAAUUUCAAAUGUCAACAGUGUCAGGAAACACAGAAGAACAUGCAAAUUCUACAAAUGUACCCUUACAAAGAGAAACUGAUUCUACAAAUGUGGUGAAUGGAAGUGAAGAGGGAAGCACGCCCAGGGAAAAGUUCGAAGCUUAUAUGAAAUUCAUCAAGAGACAAACUUGAAGUUGAUUAUGUUAGUGGACAAGUUCAGAAUUGAGAUUGUGAUUCGCUGUCAAAACAUUUGUUGUCGUUUGUGGAAGUUAAACUUUAAUAGCACACUAUAGUAGUGCAGUAUCUUCUAAGAACUUGCUUGCAUGCAUGGCAUGCUAUUUUUAUGUUUUAUGUUUGGCUUGAACAUUAUAC
Molecule: messenger RNA, 1322 nt
Organism: Vigna unguiculata (cowpea)
Lineage: Eukaryota; Viridiplantae; Streptophyta; Magnoliopsida; Fabales; Fabaceae
Product: AP2-like ethylene-responsive transcription factor PLT2
Biological process (GO): regulation of DNA-templated transcription
Molecular function (GO): DNA-binding transcription factor activity; DNA binding
Source: RefSeq, a predicted model, not a curated record